Molecule: messenger RNA, 1086 nt
Organism: Spinacia oleracea (spinach)
Lineage: Eukaryota; Viridiplantae; Streptophyta; Magnoliopsida; Caryophyllales; Amaranthaceae
Product: alpha carbonic anhydrase 7
Exons: 7
Coding region: 65-901 (278 amino acids)
Biological process (GO): one-carbon metabolic process
Molecular function (GO): zinc ion binding; carbonate dehydratase activity
Source: RefSeq, a predicted model, not a curated record
UUAAAACUUAAGAACAUCUCAAAUAUCAAAGUUAGUUCACUAAAUACUUUGAUAUUUAAAGGUGAUGAAGACAUCUUCAAUGUUCAUCAAGUCUUCCUCUCUAGUUUUCGCCCUUUUCCUCUUGUCGAUCUUAGAAUCAACAACAGCUCAAGAAGUCGAUGAUGAAACAGAGUUUGACUAUAUGAGAGGAAGUGAAAAGGGGCCAGAUCGGUGGGGACAUAUAAAGGAAGAAUGGGCAGAAUGUAAAACGGGUAAGAUGCAAUCACCAAUUGAUUUAUUACAUCGGAGAGUUCAAGUUUUGCCCAAAUCUGAAGAAGUUGUCAAGUUUUAUAAGUCCGGGAAUGCUACCGUCAAAAAUAGAGGACAUGAUAUCAUGAUUGAGUGGGAGGGUGAAGAGAGUAAAAUCCAGAUGAAUUGCACUACUUAUAUCCUAAAGCAAUGCCAUUGGCACUCACCAUCAGAGCAUACAGUUAAUGGAAAACGGUUUGCCGCAGAGUUGCACUUGGUACAUCAAAGCUCAGACAACAAGAUUGCUGUUAUUGGACUGCUUUACAAACUUGGGAAACCUAAUCGUUUCCUCAAUAAGCUCAUGGAAAAAUUGAAACUAGUUCCUCAUGCUCUUGACAAGACAAACGCCGGUGAAAUUAAUCCGGGAGAAAUAAAGUUGAGAGGAAAUAAGUAUUACAGAUACAAGGGAUCACUCACCACCCCUCCUUGUACAGAAGGUGUUGUUUGGACCAUCGACAAACGAGUUGCCACAAUUUCAGAGAAUCAAGUAGCAUCUAUACGUGAAGUUGUUCAUGAUGAUGCUGAGAAAAAUGCAAGACCGUUGCACCCACGUAAUGGAAGGAAGAUCCGCCUUUAUACUACAACAAUCAAGGGUCACAGUAGAGAAAACUAAAAGUAAAUCACUAUUUGAAUAUUAUUAUGGUGGAUUUGGUACCAAAUUGGUGUGCUUGCAUCUAUGAUCAAAAUUAAAACUAAAAAAACUAAAAUAAAAAGAAGAUUUUGAUUAUGUAAUUAUAGCAAGACUUGUAAUGAAAUGUACAAUGUUUCUUUUGGAAAGGUAGGCAUGUUUAUUUUUUA